Molecule: messenger RNA, 1026 nt
Organism: Fusarium keratoplasticum
Lineage: Eukaryota; Fungi; Ascomycota; Sordariomycetes; Hypocreales; Nectriaceae
Product: Casein kinase II subunit beta
Exons: 2
Coding region: 1-1026 (341 amino acids)
Cellular component (GO): protein kinase CK2 complex; cytoplasm
Molecular function (GO): protein kinase regulator activity
Source: RefSeq, a predicted model, not a curated record
AUGUCGACCUCUUCAGGCGUGCCCGAGUCUUGGAUCUCUAGUUUCUGUUCUCUUCUCGGUCACGAAUACUUUGCCGAGGUCUCGGAGGAGUUUAUAGAGGAUGACUUCAACUUGACUGGGCUGCAAACCCAGGUGGCCAUGUACAAGGAGGCGUUGGAGAUGAUCUUGGACGUGGAACCAGAAGACGACGAGGACGAAGAUGAGGAAGAAGAGGAAGAAGAUGAAAACGAAUCUGAUCCGGAGCGCCUGUCCAGGCAACCUGGUGAGCGAAGGCAUCACCGCAUGGCGAGCGACCUGUCCGUCAUAGAGUCUUCGGCAGAAAUGCUCUACGGGCUCAUUCACCAGCGCUUCAUCUGCUCGAGGGCUGGCAUCCAACAAAUGAGCGAAAAGUACGAGCUCGGCCACUUUGGCUGCUGCCCCCGGACAAACUGCGACCAGGCCCGCACUCUGCCCGUCGGCCUAUCCGACAUCCCUGGCGAGGACACGGUCAAGCUCUUCUGCCCGUCAUGCUUGGACGUCUACGUCCCUCCCAACAGCCGGUUCCAGACUGUUGACGGCGCCUUCUUUGGCCGCACCUUUGGCUCUCUUUUCCUCCUCACUUUCCCCGAAUACGACCUCACCAAGCGUGGCAUCGAAGUCCUCUCCACCUCAGGCUCUCGAGUCAAUGACGGCGAGGGCCUCAUUAACGGCAUGUAUGCAAAGAAUAUCGGCCCGGGACUUGGCCCCGGCCGCAUAUACGAGCCGCGCAUCUACGGCUUCCGCGUCUCGGAGCGAGCCCGAUCCGGCCCCCGGAUGCAGUGGCUUCGCGACCGCCCCACAAACAUCAACGAGCUCGACGAGGCUCGCCUCUACGCUGAGCAGAACCCGGAUUCGGACGAGGACGAGGAGAAUGGCGGCCAGGGCGGCGUUAAUGGCCGCGUCAUGGUCCGCCGUCGCCCCCCUGGAAACGCCCGCCUCCGCCAGAGGCAGAACCACAACGGCAGCCCCAUGGCCCUGUCCACCAACGGCGCCGAAUCUGAGCUGUAG